UGUUUAAGGGGAAGUCAUUCCACGCAACUUGGGCGUAGCGAGGACUAUUUAGAGGCGAAAUAUACAUUUCACAAACGAAAGCGAUAUACAUUUCAUGUUUACCGACAUCUUUUGAGAUGACUGAAUAUUGUACAGUUUUCUUUACGUGGGAAAUAGACAGCGACCCCAACAAGAUUAUCGAGUAUGUCGUCCGCACAGAGGAAGAGUGCAGUGAACCAUCAAGCCCUGGUAUCCUUGAGCUAGGAAGACACAGACUUCAGGUGUCUAGAGAAUCAAUCCCAGGAGAAAAUGAUGACAGCAAUUUGAGUGACAAUCGAUGUUUGAUGACACUGCAUUGUAAGCCUGCUUAUGCUGUGAAAAUAAUUGGUUUCACAAUUGCUAGCGAGGCACGCAUUGUAGAAGUGUAUGACCAAAAUAACUGUUAUCUUCAGACUGUCAGAGGUUUGCGGGAUAUUGAGGAUUCAGAAGCAGAUGGUAGCAGAGUCCACUUUUCAUGUCACUGCAAUCUGCAAGAGCCUUUGAGUGCAAUGAAAGUAAAGUUUUUGUCACUUGGCCCAAGAGAAAACUUUGAGAUUGCACAUCUUAGAUUAGGGCUUCAAGCAUGUUCAGAGCUGAAAGAAGACAGGACUGCUGGUCAAGGCAUUGACAUGGCAAGACUUCGUCGAGACAUAGACAGCAUGGGUGACUCUGUGUCUGAAAGAGCAAAGGCAUUUCUGGAAACUUUAGAAAGCUUUCAAAAGAGCAGCCAAGGAUCCAUAGAUGAUAUCAGACAGCUUCUGUUGAAUAGGAGCACAGCAGAAUCAGUGAAACACAGUGAACCAGGCAUGGCAGCACUGAUGGCCAUGUUUUCCAGUGUCCCCUUUUCUACACCACCUAGAAUACCUAUGAACUUCACACAGAAUCAAAAUGUAAUGCCUUCCUAUAGUGCAUCACAUGCCUCAUGCUAUAGUGCACACGAACAGGCAGAUUCUCAGGUGAACUCUGUGUUGCUGCAGAUGAUGUCAUCAAUGGCAGCAUCCCAGGGGCAGAAUGCCGAUUCAGGGAAACUGUAUAGCAUUUUGCAGUCAGUCUGUAGCCAAGUCUCUAGCAUGAGGGACAAAGAGGAAGCAGAGCAGAAGCAUACACAGAAACAAGAGAGCAGUGAAACAGCAAAGGUGGAUGAACUUCCCCCACAAAUGGUAGCUGAACUAGACAGUUUAGUUGAAUCUCGAAUGGAAGCAGUGGAGCAACGUCUGGUCACUCGUCUGGACACUCAACUGGCAGAACUUGAGUCUAGAGUGAGCAGCAAACUGGAUGCAGUGCUUGCUUUGCUGCAGAAUACAGCUUUAGGUGCCAAGUGAGAUAUUUCAGAUUCUGCUGAAGACUAAGUUUUUGCCAGCCCAGUUGCAGUGCACAAGAAUGAUCUGAUUUAUAUCAAGCAGAUGGUACGUUGGCUCCAUAGUGGAAGGUUUUCAUAAGCUGCUUUCCAGGGAGUGAGCUAAUGUGAAUUUAAGACCCACCAACAGUACCCACUUUCAAACAAACUCCUUAGCUUGAACAUUACUGCUGAGAAAAGAAGUCAUUCACCUAUUUUAAUAAGGAGAUUCUUAGGUGACAGUAGUGAGUUACGUCUGUUGUCCAUGACCUUUACUGACAGCGUGGUUAGGAUUGCCUGUGAAUGAGUGUAACUUCUGAAGUUCUGUGUACUGUUUGCUUUUUUUUUCUUCAUGAGUUCGGCAAGAGUACACGGAAUAAGGAAAGAGAAAUGAGGGGAUUCAGUAUACAUCUCAGGCUAGUACUUAAAAGCUGUGCAUCAGACAGGUGCAAUAUAUUCUCCCAACAAUCUUCCACAAACUCAAGUUUUUCAUUCUGAAAAAAAUCACUUGGUUAAAAUUAAAUGACAUCAUUGUUGAGAAUCAUCUUUACUACUUAACAAAAGUUAUCACAGGUUAUAUUAAGUUAUAUUACAAUUUUUAACUUACAUUUUAAAUCUGUAGCAUUGGCAGCUGAAUUCAAUGAUUUAAGUACACCAUUGUAUCUUUAAGCUGCAAAACUAUCAAUACUUCAAUUUUCAUAUUUUCUGUCAUCUCUUAAAACCAUAGGAUACAUGCCUGUUUGCAGUAAUAUACAUGCUGUUAGUUUAUGCUUAAUGGAAUUGCUGAUCAUGUAAACAUUCCUCAAAUGCUAUCAUAAAUCUUGGUCAUAU
Molecule: messenger RNA, 2185 nt
Organism: Pomacea canaliculata
Lineage: Eukaryota; Metazoa; Mollusca; Gastropoda; Architaenioglossa; Ampullariidae
Exons: 5
Coding region: 117-1340 (407 amino acids)
Source: RefSeq, a predicted model, not a curated record